AAACCCCAACAGAGCAACAUAAUUUGGCACCCUCUGUGCUGUUGCCGAGCGAGGAUAGGGACAGACUGAAACAUCCUAUAGAAGAUAACACUGUGCUGUUUGCAGUCAACAAAACCUUUGGCUAGAGGGAGAAAAUAACAUGCACAGAUACAUUACCACCCAGACACUGGCUGUCUCCGUUAGAUGCAUUAGUAAUCCCUCCUCUUAUACUUUCUGAAGUUUCCUUCUUUCUUCCAAGUGUGAAAUGGAAGAUUGGCUUUUUUCCUGUAUAUUAGAUACAUGAGGCUUCAGCUCUGAGCUGUUAGUAAGCCUAAGGAAAUGCAGGGCAAAGCAAAGAAGAUUUAAAUAUAUUGAGCAUCCCCCACAGCUAAUGAAAGAAGUAGAGCAGCAGAGAGUAUUUUCUAGGGCCUGCUACAGUUUUUAAACUAGUUUCUGUCAAAUUAUUAUGGCAGGAGGGGCUCUAGCAUCUUCUGAAUAUGCAGCAUGCAGCUGCAAACAAAAUGUUUCAGGGGAACAUCCACUCUUUGGUGAUUCACACAUCAAUACCAUCUCUAAGACCACCGACAGAAGACAUCAAGUUACAUGUCCGCCCAUGGGCCCGAGACCAUUUGCCAAGCCAUUCUUGGGAAUAAACAAUUACACGUCUCCCUAUCUUCACUCACAAAAUGGUUUUCACACAAUUCAUUCUGAAAACAGCCCUGUAAAACCAAGAAUUGUUACCGUAGUAAAGCCAGGAAGCCAUCCUUUGAAAAAGAUCACAUUACUUCUAAACAAGAGGUCUGUCCAGACUUUUGAACAACUGGUUGCUGAUAUAUCAGAAGCACUUGGUUUUCCGAGGUGGAAAAAUGACAGAGUGAGGAAACUUUAUAACCUCAGAGGCAAGGAGAUACGAAGUAUAUCUGAUUUCUUUCGUGGGGAUGACAUUUUUAUAGCAUUAGGAAGAGAAAAGCUGACAACAAAGUGUACUGAAUCUGUUUUUAAUGAACUUUACCCUGAGAGGUCAGCAAAGAAAAGCAAGGACCAGGAUGGAAAGCUGAGGUGUGGUCUGGAAAAUAAAGGGUUACAUAUUGGUAAUGGCAACAAUGAUAUUGAUGUUGCACACAACUAUGAGGAUUCAAUGUCUCCCAGAGGAGCCACCAAAUUUGACAGAAGAACAAACAACAAAUGCAGGGCUGAGGAGACAAAGAGAAUAAAACAGUGUGAUAUUGAAAAAUGCGACAGGGAAAAAUUUAAAUGUUUUGGGCCUAUUAAAAGAGCUGAGCUUUGUUGUAAUAAACAAAACCUUAUGAAGUGCACAAGUUUGAGUUGCAUUAUCAGAUGUGAUCAUUGCAGAGUGCACAAAUAUAGGAACAUUUACAACAGAGACUAUGAAAAAGACAUAUCGUUUGAAGGUAGUGGUACCAUUUCACUUCAUGGGCUCCAUUUUAACAAAGAAGAAUCAAAAAAUUGUAAGAAGUGUCCACUGGAAAAUAUCCAAGAGGAGGAGCUGAGACUUAAAUGUAAAGCUUGUAACUGCAAAUGGAAAGACACUAAGAGAGAGACCAUCAUAGGAGAUGACUUGAUAAAUAAUAAUAUUGAAAUGUAUGAAAAAACAGACUGGCAAGAAUCUAGACUACCAAAGGAGAACCUUUAUAGAAAGGAGCUGAAAAAAAAUCAAUGUAGGGAUGUGUUAGAUGGGUUUUCAGUGAGGAAACACCUCAAUGGCCUUUUACAGAAUGAUUCUGAGGAACCAAAGCAAAGCAUGUCUCGCUUGCAUGGAGACAACAUCACAAUUAACAAUGACUAUGGUAAUAAAAAAGAAAAGACAAAGGACCCACAAAUAUUAAAAACUGAAGCUGGACCUGGAGGAUUUCCACCCAAACUUAGAAGUGAUGCAAAGGGGAAUUGCCUUUUCACUCUAAAAAGACCAUGUUGCAUCAAAACCAGCAGGGAUAUAGAAAGUUACUAUGAAAUUGGUAGGACUAUUGGGGAUGGUAACUUUGCAGUUGUAAAGGUGUGUAGACCUUGGAAUGAAAAUCAGGAAUAUGCUAUGAAGAUUAUUGAUAAAUCCAAACUCAGAGGAAAAGAGGACAUUAUUGAAAAUGAAGUCAGGAUCAUUAAACAUCUUUCACAUCCCAACAUAGUUAAACUCUUUAGUGAUUAUGAAACAGAGAAAGAGAUUUACUUGAUUCUGGAGUAUAUCAGGGGUGGGGACCUGUUUGAUGUGAUUACAGAGAGCAUUAAAUUCACUGAACACGAUGCUGCCCUUAUGUUGAUUGACUUAUGUGAGGCACUUAAGUACAUUCACAGCAAACACAUUGUACAUAGAGACCUCAAACCUGAAAAUCUUUUGGUACAGCAUAAUCCUGAUGGCUCAAAAAGUUUAAAGCUUGCAGAUUUUGGCCUUGCUAUCUAUGCUACAGGGCCAAUAUUUACAGUUUGUGGAACACCUACAUAUGUGGCUCCAGAAAUCUUAUCAGAAAAAGGGUAUGGUUUGAAGGUUGACAUGUGGGCUACUGGAGUGAUUUUAUACAUACUCCUUUGUGGAUUUCCACCUUUUCGGAGUCCAGAUCGCAAUCAGGAAGAACUAUUCCAGAUCAUACAAAGUGGUGAAUAUGAAUUUCUCCCACCUUACUGGGAUCAUAUUUCAGAAGAAGUUAAAGAUUUAAUCAGCAAACUGCUAGUGCUUAAUCCUGAGAUCCGGUACUCUGCUAAGUGUGUCCUUCAGCACAGCUGGGUCACUUCAAGGGGACAAACGAACAGUCGGAAUCUACAAAGAGAAGUAACCGUGAAUAUUGAGCGUCACUUCAGAAACAGACAGAAGAAAGAAGCGACAGAUGCUGACUAGUGACAAGCUUUGGCAAAACAAGGCAUUAAAGAUUUUUUAUUUUUAAUUUAAAUGUUAGUUUUCAGUUAGUCAGACCAAGACCUAGUAAUAACGUUGAUAAUAUUGCUUAUAGUUUAGGUCUGGUAUAUGUAAUUUCUAGUAUAAAAAUAGCAGUUAUUGUCCUUUUAUUGUAUUAUUAUUAAUUUUUGUCUGUUGUACAGGUAUGGAAUCUGUUAUCUGAAAACCUGU
This is a messenger RNA of Xenopus tropicalis (tropical clawed frog), 3055 nucleotides long. RefSeq names its product doublecortin like kinase 3 (gene dclk3). Gene Ontology annotation, biological process: intracellular signal transduction. Gene Ontology annotation, molecular function: kinase activity; protein kinase activity; protein serine/threonine kinase activity. The record is from RefSeq and is a predicted model, not a curated record. Lineage: Eukaryota; Metazoa; Chordata; Amphibia; Anura; Pipidae. Bases 446 to 2827 code for a protein of 793 amino acids. The transcript is spliced from 5 exons.